Fragaria vesca subsp. vesca is the source of this 1277-nucleotide messenger RNA. RefSeq names its product alcohol dehydrogenase-like 3-like. Gene Ontology annotation, molecular function: zinc ion binding; S-(hydroxymethyl)glutathione dehydrogenase [NAD(P)+] activity. Lineage: Eukaryota; Viridiplantae; Streptophyta; Magnoliopsida; Rosales; Rosaceae. The transcript is spliced from 10 exons. The record is from RefSeq and is a predicted model, not a curated record. Gene Ontology annotation, biological process: formaldehyde catabolic process. Gene Ontology annotation, cellular component: cytosol. Bases 1 to 1152 code for a protein of 383 amino acids.
AUGGAGAAGACAACCGGAAAGGUCAUCACUUGCAAAGCCUCUGUUGUUUGGGGUCCUGGGGAGCCUUUUGUGAUGGAACAAGUUCAAGUUGACCCGCCCCAGAAACUGGAAGUCCGAGUCAAGAUCCUAUUCACCUCAAUCUGCCACACUGAUCUCAGUUUUUGGAAAGGAGAGAAUGAAGCUCAACGUGCGUUUCCUCGAAUUCUAGGUCAUGAAGCAGCCGGAAUCGUUGAGAGCGUCGGUGAAGGAGUGACAGACAUGAAAGAAGGGGAUCAUGUCAUCCCUAUCUUCAACGGGGAGUGUGGUGAUUGCAAGAGCUGCAGGCAUGGCAAGACUAACAUCUGCAGCAGCUUUGGAGUAAACCCGAUGAAGACGGUGAUGAACAACGACGGCAGAACAAGAUUCUCAGUAAUAACGGAAGAGGGUGACAAGAAACCCAUAUAUCAUUUUCUCAACACGUCAACCUUCAGUGAGUACACAGUUCUUGAGUCCGCCUGUGUUGUCAAGAUUGACUCGGAAGCUCCCCUUAAGCAGAUGACGUUGCUCAGUUGCGGUGCUUCAACUGGAGUUGGUGCUGCAUGGAAUAUUGCUGAUGUUCAACCUGGCUCAACAGUCGCCAUUUUUGGUUUAGGUGCCAUUGGACUUGCCGUCGCUGCAGGAGCCAGAGCCAGAGGAGCAUCUAAAAUAAUUGGCGUUGAAAUGAACCCUAAUAAAUUUAUCAAAGGGCCAAGCAAUGGAAUCACAGAUUUCAUAAACCCACGCGACCCAGGAAAGCCUUUGCAUGAGAGAAUCAGGGAAAUAACAGAGGGAGGUGUGGACUAUAGCUUUGAGUGUGUAGGAAACUCUGAUGUUCUCCGGGAAGCCUUUCUUUCCACACAUGAGGGAUGGGGCUUUACUGUGAUAUUGGGAAUUCAUGCAACCCCAAAAAUGCUUCCCCUCCAUCCAAUGGAGCUGUUUGAUGGUCGAGGAAUUAUCGGAUCUGUGUUUGGAGGCUUGAAGGGGAAGAGCCAACUCCCUCAUUUUGCCAAAGAAUGCAUGCGCGGGGUGGUGAAUUUAGACGAGUUUAUAACACAUGAGCUUCCUUUCGAGAAGAUAAACGAUGCGUUCCAGUUGCUCGUCCAAGGCCAGUCACUGAGAUGCAUUCUGCACUAGUGAUCCGAUCCUCAGCUUCGUUUUCACUGUCCCGGAUUGUCUUUGUGAUUCAUAAAUGGUUGUGUAGUACUUGGCCUAAAUAGGCCAUUCUAUAUAAAUAAGAGGCAGAGGAAAGUUUCUCCAUC